UUGACUCAUUAAAAACUGAUUAUUUUCAUUCUUUCAAGUCUCUUAGCUCGUUGUCUAUCUCAGAACAGGGUAGAACAUUUUAUAUAGAGGAACGUGCGUUCAACAACAGCAAACUGCUAAGUCUAGACCUAUCAAAGAACACAUUGACUACUAACCGCCUGCAUGAACAUGCAUUUUGUGGAUUGGAUCGGUUACUAAAACUAGAUCUGUCUAAAAGUAAUUUCUUUAAAAUGGAGGAAAAACUAAAUAAAACGCUAGCCCCUCUGACAUCUCUUGAAGUAUUGAUGCUGUUGGAUUGUAAUUUACAGAACCUACCUACUGUCACCAGACAUUAUCAUAAUCUUACUUAUUUAGAUGUUGGCUGGAAUCUGAUUAAAUCCUGGCCAACUGAGUUCUUUGAAAGGAACAUUAAAUUGACAGAAUUAAAUGCAGCCCAUAAUUUAAUUCAGACUGUUACAAGUAAAAUGCUGCCUGAAGUGUUUAUGACAAGAUUGAAAAAAAUAUCUUUAAAUGAUAAUCCGCUCGUAUGUAAGUGUGAAUUGGUUUGGUUGAUUCAGUGGAUUCAUAAGGAACCAUCCAAGUUUUGGGAUUAUCCGGACGGCUAUAGAUGUCUGAAUAUAACGGAGAGAAUUUGUUUGAAUAACACCGGAGCGUUUAUCUCUGUGACAACAGUAACAUGUUUUUUUAUCUGUGUUAUUUUGAUCGCUUCUGUUAUCAACAAAUAUAUCUGGCAUAUUAAAUAUCAUAUUUAUAUGUGGAGAUACAGACCGAAACAGCUGCUGGAUAUUGCAGAGAAACACUUUGCUCAUGACGCCUUUGUAGCUUACUGUGUACAAGAUGGGGACUGGGUUUUACAGGAUCUUCUACCUAUCGUGGAAGAAGGCGAACACAUUAAGUUGUGUAUCCACGAAAGAGAUUUUCUUGGUGGACAACUGGUCAUUGAUAAUAUUCUACAACACAUGGAAAACAGUCGUAAAGUUCUUGUUGUUUUGUCCAAUGAUUUUGCUAGAAGUAAAUGGUGUCAAUUUGAAAUGAGUUUAGCUCAGAAAUUGGUUAUAGAUACGAGUAUAGAGUCUAUAGUAGUAGUAUUACUAGAGGAUAUUGAAGCAGUUAAUAUGAGUAAACCACUGAACGCUCUAUUGAAAACUACUACUUAUAUCAAAUGGCAAGAUAAUGACAACAAAGAUAUAUUUUGGCAAAUGUUAAAAACAUCGCUGAAACGUCAAUAUGAAUUAUAAUAAGAUUAAAGGUCAUUGAUCUGUUUACCGCAGUCGUUUCAUGGUCCGUAGUUCAAACGAUACAAGAACCCCACUCAACCCAAUCUGAGACUGUAUCCAUUUCUGAUGUUCGAAUACAGAAAUGGAAUAUCACUUGUUAACUGAAUUUGUACACCACGAAUGUUUUGGUUUGAUAUUAUUACUAGAAGUUUAAGUUCGACCAAUCUGACAUCCUCCUGUAGACAAUAUCAAUCUUUUGAUGGGCCUCUUUUUAACCUGAUUAAAUCCAACCAGGUAGAUAAUCUACAGUUGAUAUUUUCAUAGUAUUUUCGGAAUUAAACAGGCAUUAUGCAAGAGCUAAAUCUGCUUAUUUAGGCCUUUCUUUAGACCUGAAAUGUUGUAUAAAUUAUUAAUUAAACAUUAAUUAACUUACCCAGGCCAUAAUCAACUCUCGAUUCCAUCGGAUGGCUGCGAUAUAAGUAGAUUUAAAUACGUUUUGUGGUCGAUGCGGUUACUGUAACAAUGGAUAAUCGAGACUCUGCUUACGGUAGUAAUUGCAAUCGGGGCUAUGCUAUAUUUGUAUCGCCGAUAUCUAGGCUCGGUGUGAAGUAAUUUGACUUCUUUUCAUUGUCCUUGUUUUAACUAUUAUUGCGACAACUGUCAGAUCUUUAUCUAAUCUUACCUAAUGCAGCUAUAAAUGUUAACAUUUCAAUUUUAGAACAUUUGGCGUGGAUUAUAAUGUGAAAAAUGUAAAUGAAAAUAAGAUAUUGUUCGAAAAGACAAAAUGUAUGUACGACAUAGUGUGGCAAAGCUAGUUUUAUUUUGUUAGUAUUGUUUUAUUUAUAGUCUGUAGACGCCUAAAUAGUCGAGACUAAUAACAGCUAUAAUUAGAUUUGGGUCACUGUAGUUAUAUAUAUAGUGAGGGACUGGAUAUUUGAUAAUAUGUUACACUUAUGAAUAUGGAUCCAGCUCAUCGAUUAUUUCUACGCCGUCACCCACGAUACAAGGGUUAAAGCUAGUUUAGUCUCCCCACCCCACCCCAGCCCCACCCCCAUUUGCAUGGCGAUCUUUGUUGCAUUUUUGGUGUAGAUUUGAACAAAAAGAUUUGAAUAUGCAUUUUCUGCCAGGUAUUGGUGAAUAUUCAUGAUUUUGAGGCGGAAGGAUUCAAGAGUUAAGAGGUUGGCCAGGUUGAAGUGUAGGGUGGAAAAUUGCCUGUUGAUUUAUCUCUUCUUCUAGUUUGUGUAUCUCAAGUUUUCAUGAUGAACACAACACGUGCUUUUGGGCAAGAGAUUUCCACAUGUUGCUCCAUCAGUGGUAGAAAGCAUUCUACCCUACGACAAUUUGGGAAAAGUUAGACCGGUCUAAGAGACAAGAAUUAACGUUAAAGUCAACGUGGAAAUCACUGGUGAUCUGUAGUCAUAUUAUUAGUAUUAUUAUCCCCAUUUACUUAAAUAGCUGAAUUUGAAUGAAUAGCAAAUCCUACGAUAUAUUUAACGUAACUAACAUGUUCUUUUGUAUGUCAACUUUAUCAUAAAUCACAUUGUGCCCAUCUGUUUAAUAAUGUUGAAUUUAUAUUGUUGACAAUGCAUACUUUGUUUACUUAAGGCGCGUAUAGUUUAUAAUUUUGCAUGACCAGGGAAUGAAAACUCAGAUUCGUUGCCAUCCUUUCGAGUCGGCCACGCAAACGUGUUAACCUGCACUAGUACCCUGGUUCAGUUUUUCUCACUUGGAUAUCCGUCUCUCGUGGGCAUCAUUGGUUUCCCCCGUGGAUCAUAUUCCGUUCUACUCCACUAUACCCCACAGGCGCCUGUAACGUGGAUAAUAUUUCAAAAGUAACGUUAGGCCUAAGCUAUAUGAUUAUAAGUGUAGUGUCUAAAGUCUGUUACGACCAUAUGGUCUGAAUCCGAUUUCUAAUUCAAGGCCAAAUCACUCGCCUAAAACCGAUUCUCUUUCAGUCCAUAUAAUAAUACCAAUGUGAAAAUAACCUGGGUUAAUCCAUAUGAUUUCAAAUUAUCUGCUAUGACCUUGAUUGUAGCUUGAGACUACGAACCAAUCCAAAAAAUAGUUUACAAACCAGUCUUACUAAUGAAACGGCUUUCGUUUCGCUUUUGUUUUUUUAAGGGUAAAUAAACCCAAUCAUGACCAUUUACUGAAUGAUUUAUGUAAAUAAUGUAUAUAUUUCUAAUUCAUUUAUAUUUUAUUGUAUUAUCAAAAUCUGUAGUGUGUUUUACUCAUUUCAAAUAUGUAUAACGUGUAUAUGUUUCACUUUUGUUAUAAUUAAUACUAUUCGUUCUUUGUCUGAAAUGUUUCUAAACUAUUACCAUUCUGUUAUGUUUAUAAUUAUUAUAGAUAUACUUGGUAAUAUAAUUUGGUGGCGUGUGAUGGUGUUUUACCUAAAUAAGUGGUUCGGUUCAAUCGCUGGGGGUACUCUCUCUGAUACUCGAGUAUAAAGGAUGAGUUUUUUGGGGGGGUUUUAUUACAAAAACGAGGGGGGUUGGGAUGGUCUAGGGUGUCACGCUUCGACCUCUAGCUGGCCGGUCACCUCUGGCUUGCGGUUGUGGUUUCGAUCCCUGGUGUGAGCGUAUGUGGCAUGGAGAUAGGGGCGCCUUCUCAACCUCGUGGGUUUACUCCAGUUUCCUCCCACAGGAAAGACCCCUGCGCGUGCGCUAAGAUAAUGAAAAUAAAAAAAAGACAACUUGUCUGCGAUAUCACCUUCGGUGGAAGCGGACGUUAAACACUAACAACAACAACAACAACAUUACAAAAACGCCAAAUUCAGAUAUCAUUCUCAAUAAAACUCUUGAAUCUACAUAUGUAAA
Molecule: messenger RNA, 4036 nt
Organism: Patella vulgata (common limpet)
Lineage: Eukaryota; Metazoa; Mollusca; Gastropoda; Patellidae
Product: toll-like receptor 2
Exons: 1
Coding region: 231-1238 (335 amino acids)
Biological process (GO): immune response; inflammatory response; toll-like receptor signaling pathway
Cellular component (GO): membrane
Molecular function (GO): transmembrane signaling receptor activity
Source: RefSeq, a predicted model, not a curated record